Cooperia oncophora is the source of this 297-nucleotide messenger RNA. NCBI's taxonomy places the organism in Eukaryota, Metazoa, Nematoda, Chromadorea, Rhabditida, Trichostrongylidae. The record is from the annotation of a GenBank genome assembly.
AUGUUUCGCGCGGCUGUUCUCUGCUGUCUUCUCGCAGUCAUCUGCGCACAGACAUCGUCACGAAAUCGCCUACCAUGUGGAUUCACUUGCACGAGAAAAGCCCAGUUUGUCGUGAAUAUCGACAAUACGUUCACUACCACCACUUGCACAACAAACUCUGCUGAUCCGAGGGAUCGCUGCUCUGCAUGCUGUCAAGCUCGUGCUCUUGCUGCCGGUCUCUCAACUACUGAUGCCGCCGGCUUCCCUUCGACCAAUGGCGUUGACUGCGUUUGCUGCACGAACAACCCUUGCCGAUAA